GGUUAACCAAAUGCAAGUGCAAGGAAAUGAAACAUAUUCGUUAUCUUGCGUUGCUGCAUUAUCUCACAAAAUGUGGUAGAUUCAAAAACCAUAAAAAUGAUCACACAUUGUGAAAAGUUCUCAGUUGCUCUAUAUUAUAGCUACAACCAAUAUCAAGUUAAGUAUCUAAAUAAAAUGUUCAAAUUUUUUUUCUUGUUAUUGCCCUUUGCAGCAGGCAGCUUCAUGGACACGGAAACUCCAAUACCAUUAUUACUAGGAUCAUCAGGCGACGAUCGACCAACUACUACCAACAGAGACGAUAUAGAUAUAAUUUCUAGAACCUCGCGUUUCUAUUUUCUUGGACCACAAAAAGUCAAUUGGUUCGAAGCUCACUAUUUAUGUCAGCAAUAUGGGAUGGAACUGGCCACUGUCGAAUCAGCAAAGGAAGAAGCUGAAAUAGAGGAACUUUUAAAACCAGAAGAACCUGAUAGUAUAGAAUCAGAAUCUCAUAAAAUGCAGCAUGAUGAACUCUUACAUAGACCCGCAAAUAUGGUUUCUGGAUAUCAGCUACAAGAUUGGGCAGCUGUAACCUAUUUGUUUUUUUUUAAAACUGGAAAGCCAGUGACUUAUCACAAAUUUGCGUCGGGUCAGCCAGAUAACGCUGGAGGAAAAGAAGAAUGCGUGGAAAUUUUCAAGUAUAACGACAUGGAAAUGUAUUGGAACGAUCUUCCUUGUGACUCUGCUAGAUCCAAAAAGAAAUUUAUUUGUCAGUCGUGAUCAUACUUACCUAGGUACCUACUCUAAAAUUUUUGGUAUACAUAUUGUUAAGACAGGCGACAAAUUACUUCUGAUCUCCCUUUAA
Ceutorhynchus assimilis (cabbage seed weevil) is the source of this 841-nucleotide messenger RNA. Lineage: Eukaryota; Metazoa; Arthropoda; Insecta; Coleoptera; Curculionidae. The record is from the annotation of a GenBank genome assembly.